UAAGUCCUAUGGGAAUUUGGGCAGCGCUUUCCCCAUUACAACCUGCUGACGUGGGCAUUGUGGUUCAUCUCGAGACAUUUGCAAUCGGAUCAUCCAUGAGAUCUCUCUUACAAAAUGGUUAUGGCAAAAUGUUGACACUCGAGAAAUAAUUCGUCGAGGCCUUAAUUGAAAUAAUUGAUAUGGAAUGGACCUUGAAAAAGAGUGCUUUCUCCUUCAUUUGCAUUUAUUUGCUUCCUUUCAGUUUAGAAGCUUUGCUUCUGGGGAACGUAUCCUGUGGAAUCCAGCUUCGUGUGCAAUCUAUACAAUCAUCAAUUAAGGCCAUAGGAUCCAACGUCUGAGGUUUUUUUCACUUAAACCCUCCCAUCUGGAUACACGGGUUAGAUUUAAACCCAUAGGUGGAGGGGCUUAAGGGGAAAAAACCUCAGAUGUUGGAUCUAGAUCCUGUGACCUUAAUUGGUGGUUGCAUAGGUUGCACAUGAAGCUGGGUUGCAUAUGAUACGUUGCCUUGCUUUCUGAUGUUGAACUGCUUAACUAUCCUUUACAAAAGGAAAAAUGAUGGUCGUUCAGGGUUCCUGCAUAUUGCUGGCAAGUUUUCAGCAAUAAAUGCAGCGGGCCUUCACUCCUGGAUACAAAGUUAGAAACUAGAAUUGAAGCCCUACCUAAUAUGCUUCUGUGCUGACAUUAGAUCUCAGUUGCUUGAUGCUCUCAGAAGAUAAUUCCAAAGAUACUUGGCUAAGGUGUCUUGCUAAAAUUGAGUUUCAUAAUUUUUAUCCAUUUUUUUCUCCCAGCUAUCUGUGCCCCAUGGAAUGCUGAUGCAUAUCAUUGAUUUUACCUUGUUGAAUUUAUGUCUCUUAUUCUGUUCCACCCUGCAUUCUGUUUGGAAGUUUCCAUUUCUUGAUCUGUUAGCUUGUUACUCCUCUAAAUACCACCAUGCACCCAAUUGGUUAUUGGACUGUUAAGUUGGAAGCAAAAUUGAGUUAUACAAGAAUAAUUUGACACUUACGUUUCCCAUCUCAUAAUUGCUUCUUUUCAUCAGUGUUGCAUUAGAGAUGCAAAAUUUCAAUCUUGUCUGCCAUCAUUUUGGUAACUUUUUUGGAAAAGAUCUGCCAACUUGGAAGGCACGGCACUUCUCUUUUUGCUAGCAUCUUGAAAUUCAUUGCAAUGAAUGUUUUUUUCCUGUUUUAUGGAGUUUUUUUUAAUUAAUGGAAGUCAUUUUCAUGAAGCAUAAGUGCCCAACUCUAGUUGCAUCAUGGGAGACGCCUCAUGCUGUUGCCCCUGUAGGACCACAAAAACUUUCAUCUCACAUUUCAACCUAGUGGUUGCUUCUUGAAAAACUAUUUUAUUGGAUAAUCUCUAUGAUAUGAUGGUGCCAAUUCUUUCAUCAUCUUGUAACUUCAAUCAUUAAUACCUACGCUGGCACACUUAGAUCUAUAGACAAUUAAUAUAGUGAACAAGAAACUGAAGUGCUUCCUCCAUUCUGUUUUGACGUUUUGAGUAUUUGAAAAAAAAUUUACUAGAAAAUAGUACUGCAGUUUUCAUCUAUUUUGGUGGCUAAAAAUUUUAAAAUGUUUCAUGCCACAGAUUCUGUAGGACGCAAAAUAGAAAAAAGAAUGGAGUAAUCUUAUGUAAGAAGAAAGUCUUCUCUUACAAAUAUAAGUACAUUACCCUCUUUUGGUUUUGACUUCAGGAGAACAAAAUUACAGAAGCCAUUGAGGAUGUUGGUUUUGAAGCUAAAUUGAUUGAUGAGGAGGUCAAGGAAAAGAAUGUUCUACUAUGCAGGUUACAUAUAAAAGGAAUGGCCUGCAAGUAUUGCACAAGCACAGUUGAAUUUGCCUUGCAAGCUUCUCCUGGGGUUCAAAGAGCUUCAGUUGCAUUGGCUACUGAAGAGGCUGAGAUCCGUUAUGAUCGCAGGAUUAUUUCUGCUAGCCAGCUAAUCCAAGCAGUGGAAGAAACUGGCUUUGAAGCGAUACUAGUGACGACAGGAGAAGACCAGAGCAGGAUAGACCUUAAAAUGGAUGGUGUUCUCGAUGAGACAUUGAUAAUGAUCUUGAAAAGCUCUGUACAGGCCCUUCCUGGUGUGGAAAACAUUACAUUCAACUCUGAGCUACACAAGGUCACCAUCUCAUACAAGCCUGACCAGACAGGUCCCCGGGACCUCAUCGAAGUCAUCAAUUCAGCCACAUUUGGUCAUGUCAAUGCAUCAAUAUAUCUGGAAGCAGAUGGAAGGGACCAGCAUAGGUAUGGGGAAAUCAAACGAUACAGGCAGUCUUUCUUGUGGAGCUUAAUAUUCACCAUUCCAGUUUUUCUCACCUCCAUGGUGUUCAUGUAUAUCCCUUGGCUGAAGGAUGGGCUGGAAAAAAAAGUUGUCAAUAUGAUGAGCAUUGGUGAAUUAGUUCGGUGGAUUUUGUCAACACCGGUCCAAUUUGUUAUCGGUCGCAAAUUUUAUGCUGGUGCUUACAAGGCAAUGUGCCGUGGCUCACCGAACAUGGAUGUCCUUAUUGCUCUAGGGACAAACACGGCUUACUUCUACUCAGUUUACUCAGUUCUUCGAGCAGCUACCUCUGAGAAUUACAUGUCAACUGAUUUUUUUGAGACUAGUUCCAUGCUUAUAUCAUUUAUCCUUCUUGGAAAGUACCUUGAGAUCUUGGCAAAAGGAAAAACCUCUGAGGCUAUUGCCAAGCUGAUGGAUCUUGCACCGGAAACUGCAACACUGUUAAUGUAUGACCAUGAAGGAAAUGUGGUAGGAGAGAAGGAGAUUGACAGCAGGUUAAUUCAGAAAAAUGAUGUGAUCAAAGUAGUCCCGGGUGGAAAAGUUGCUUCUGAUGGAUUUGUUAUUUGGGGCCAGAGCCAUGUGAAUGAAAGCAUGGUUACUGGAGAAUCACGGCCAGUAGCAAAGAGAAAGGGUGACACUGUAAUUGGAGGGACAGUGAAUGAGAAUGGUGUGCUCCAUGUCCGGGCUACAUUUGUGGGAUCAGAGGGUGCACUGGCACAGAUUGUAAGGCUAGUUGAGUCAGCGCAAAUGGCAAAAGCUCCUGUCCAGAAGUUUGCUGAUCACAUAUCUAGAGUCUUUGUUCCCCUGGUGAUUCUUUUUUCAAUGCUUACUUGGCUCACAUGGUUUGUCGCGGGGAGGCUCCAUAGCUACCCUCACUCAUGGAUACCACAAUCCAUGGAUAGCUUUCAGCUCGCUCUUCAGUUUGGGAUAUCGGUUAUGGUGAUUGCCUGUCCUUGCGCCCUAGGGCUGGCUACUCCAACUGCUGUGAUGGUUGCAACCGGAGUUGGUGCCUCACAUGGUGUUCUGAUCAAGGGUGGGCAAGCUCUGGAGAGUGCACAGAAGGUCGACUGCAUCGUUUUUGACAAGACAGGGACGCUUACUAUUGGGAAGCCUGUCGUUGUUGACACAAAGCUUCUUAAAAACAUGGUCUUGCGUGAAUUCUACGACUAUGCUGCUGCAGCAGAAGUCAACAGUGAGCACCCCCUGGCAAAAGCGAUAGUGGAGCAUGCCAAAAAGUUGCAUCCAGAAGAAAACCACAUUUGGCCUGAAGCAAGGGAAUUCAUUUCAGUAACUGGGCAAGGUGUCAAGGUGGAUGUUAGUGACAAGAGUGUCAUUGUGGGAAACAAGAGCUUUAUGCUGUCUUCUGGCAUUGAUAUCUCCUUGGAAGCUUUGGAAAUCCUCAUGGAAGAAGAGGAGAAGGCAAGGACAGGGAUUAUUGUGGCCAUCGACCAAGAAGUUGUUGGCAUAAUCUCCGUAUCUGAUCCGAUAAAACCAAAUGCCCAUGAAGUGAUAUCAUACCUGAAGUCCAUGAAUGUGGAGAGUAUAAUGGUGACUGGCGACAACUGGGGGACAGCUAAUGCUAUCGGCAAAGAGGUUGGCAUUGAAAAGAUUAUUGCUGAAGCGAAACCAGAGCAGAAGGCUGAGAGGGUGAAGGAACUUCAGUUGUCUGGAAGAACCGUGGCAAUGGUUGGCGAUGGAAUCAACGACUCCCCAGCACUUGUCUCGGCUGACGUGGGGCUGGCAAUCGGCGCAGGAACAGAUGUCGCCAUCGAAGCUGCCGACAUUGUCCUCAUGAAGAGCAACCUGGAGGAUGUGAUCACCGCCAUCGACCUGUCCAGAAAAACCUUCUUCCGCAUACGAAUGAACUACGUCUGGGCGCUCGGGUACAACGUCAUCGGCAUACCGAUUGCUGCAGGGGUGCUCUUCCCAUCCACUGGGUUUCGCUUGCCGCCCUGGGUUGCCGGUGCUGCAAUGGCAGCUUCGUCCGUCAGUGUCGUCUGCUGGUCCCUGCUGUUGAGGUACUACAAGGCUCCAAAGAUUGUUGGCAGUUGAUGACACAGCUGGAAGACGGGCAUAUCAUUUGCCAAAAACAAAUUACUCAGUAGAUAUCACAUAUUAUAUCACUGGCACUGCUGCUGCUGGAAUGAGAAGGUUGGCUGCUAACUGUCGCUGAAACAAAACUCUAAAAAAGAAUCGCUGAAACAAGCUGUACAUAUGUGUUAUAAGUAUAUACGGCGAUGCUAAGUGAACUGGUGGUGUAACUACUUGUGAUCUGCAUCGUUGUAUCGAUCCGUACCGUUUUUUUCCCUCCUGAGAGGACUUA
Molecule: messenger RNA, 4595 nt
Organism: Sorghum bicolor (sorghum)
Lineage: Eukaryota; Viridiplantae; Streptophyta; Magnoliopsida; Poales; Poaceae
Product: probable copper-transporting ATPase HMA5
Exons: 6
Coding region: 1796-4324 (842 amino acids)
Biological process (GO): monoatomic cation transport
Cellular component (GO): membrane
Molecular function (GO): ATP hydrolysis activity; ATP binding; copper ion binding
Source: RefSeq, a predicted model, not a curated record